Dimorphilus gyrociliatus is the source of this 3903-nucleotide messenger RNA. The record is from the annotation of a GenBank genome assembly. Lineage: Eukaryota; Metazoa; Annelida; Polychaeta; Dinophilidae.
GCAAUCAUUAAUUUGUUCUUAAUAAAGACAAAAGGAAUGGCUCCUCCAAAAACGUUCGAAUAUGAACAUCUUGGUCUUUUGCAUGACAUGUUUCGUCGUCAAGCCAAACUUACGCCAAAUAAAACGGCAAUUGUUUCGGCCGAUGGAGGCAGCAUCACUUUUAAAGAAUUGGAUGAACUAACAGAUAUUUUAAGCAUAAAUCUUAGACAUAAGGGUGUAAAACCCAACUCAAUUGUUGGCAUAUACAUGAAGAGAUGCGUGGAGUACUCUAUAGCCUAUAUAGCGAUUCUUAAAGCAGGUGGAGCCUAUAUGCCUAUUGAUCCUUCUUAUCCACAAUCCUUAAUUGACACUAUCUUGUCGGAUUCUGAACCUGCUGCUGUCGUUACUCUCCCUUCUAACGAGAGCCAAGUUCAAAAUGCUAAAGAAGUUAUCGUCCUAUCGCAAAAUUGGCCUAAUGAUAUGGUGAAAGAGAAUGAUCACCAUCCAAAAUUGAUUGGCGAACCAACAGUAACUCUAGAUGAUUUAGCUUAUACAGUUUACUCCUCUGGAACUACCGGAAAACCGAAAGGUAUCCUUUGUCCGCAUAGAGGAGCCGUAUUCUCUUAUCAUUGGCGGCACGAAGCCUUCCCCUACGGUGAGGAUGAAAGGGAAGCGUGUAAUAUAUUCUUCGUGUGGGAAAUGCUUAGACCACUCCUCAGAGGAACAACUAUGUACAUAAUCCCCGAUGACAUAAUAUACGACCCUGUCGAACUAUGUAAAUUUUUGAAAACCAACAAAAUAACAAGAAUGCUAUUUACGCCAUCAUUGCUCGAAGCCGUCAUGGAUAGUAAAUUGGCUGAUAUAGAAAAUUCUUUCAAGUCUAUGCGAGCGAUUUUAUUCUGCGGUGAAGUAGUGACGACAAGUCUUUUCAAGAAAUGUAUGAAAUUGUUAAGCUGGAUUCAAUACAUUAAUUUGUAUAGCGUUUCUGAAGCCCACGAUAUCAGUUGCGAUGAUAUGAGCAAAUCCUGGAGAGAAAAUUCUAGUCAAUACGAUGAGAGAAACUAUUGCGGUACUGGCAGCCUUCUUCCAGGUGUUCAUGUUGUCAUUUUAGACGACGAUUUGAAUGUACAGCCCCAAGGAGCCCAGGGGGAGAUUUAUGUCGGGGGGCCAACGCUUGCAAGAGGUUAUCUCAAUAGACCAGAUCUAAAUGCUCUACGUUUCAUUAAGCGCCCUAAAAGCCUCCCAUCUUACAUGGGUGAUAGACUUUAUAGAUGUGGCGACUGGGGUUUUAUGAGAGCUGACGGUAGCCUUGAGAUUUGCGGGAGAUGCGACAGCAUGGCAAAAAUUCGAGGUUACUCUAUAGAGCUACAAGCUGUUGAGGCUGCUUUACUCGAGACAAGUGACCUUGUACAAAAUGCAGUAUGUUCAGUUAUUGGAGAAGAGGGAAAGGAAAAAACAUUAGUUGCAUAUAUAGUGAAAAAGUCGACAGAUGUAACAGCUAGAUCCAUUAGAAUAGCAAUGAAGCGGAAGGUACCUUUUUACAUGAUUCCGUCUCAUUUUAUCUUUCUAGAAAAAAUCCCAAUUUUAGCAUCCUCAGGCAAAUUAAACAAAAAAGCUUUGCCCCCAAUUAACACUAAAGCCGGAAUAGAUCCGGAUUGUUUACCAUCAACUGAAACUGAGAAGAUAUUAUCGCGAAUAUGGUGUGGAGUUCUCUCAUUAGACGCAGUAGACAUCAAUGAAAGUUUUUUUGACCUAGGUGGUCAUUCAUUACUAGCUACGAAACUCUUAAACAAAAUUCAAGAGGAAUUCAACAUUGAAAUUCCUGUUAGAGAUCUAUUCGCCUAUAAUACUGUAAGCGAUCUUGGAAAGUUAUUAGAUUUAAAGGUGAAAGGUGAACGAAGACACGAAAAUGAACUCGUAAAGGUCGACUUGAAAAAAGAAGUGGAGAAACACGAUCAGAUUAUAACAGGCAUGGAUAUGCAAUUAAGAGCCUUCUGGAGGUCUCUACGAUUUGGAGAUAGAUGGAAUCAGAGCAACGUUUUACUAACAGGAGCAACAGGUUUCCUCGGGGCCUUCUUAAUAAGAGAAUUACUAUUAAAAACAAAGAUGCACAUAUUUUGUCUUGUUAGAGACACUGCGGAUUUAACGGGGAUUGAUAGGAUAAAGCAAAAUUUAAGAUCUUACGGCAUACUGCCUUUGAACAAAGAGCAUGCAACAGCUGAAGAAACUGUAAUCGAAGCUAAAUUCUCGCAGCGGGUCGUCGCCGUUAAAGGUGACAUAAGCUUAAUGAAACUGGGCGUUAACGAAGAUGAAUACAAUUAUUUGUGUGCCGAAAUUGGUUUUAUAAUACACACAGCAGCUUAUGUUAAUCUUAUUUAUCCAUAUAGGGCUCUUUACGCCCCAAACGUUCUUGGUACAAGCAAUAUUUUAGCAUUCUCCUGUACAAGUAAGAUUAAACCACUCCACUACAUUAGUACGAAUGCCGUGUUUCCUCAUGACAUGAGAGAUUGCAAUGAAAAUACUGAUAUGAAUCAAGUUUCGGAUCAGUUAACGGAAGGUUACUCCCAAACUAAGUGGGUCGCAGAACAACUCGUAAAAAGAGCUAUGAACAAAGGUCUACCUGCUACUAUUUAUAGACUAGGAAAUCUAAGCGGGGACUCAAAAGAAGCAUAUUGGAACCCCGAAGAUUUUAACUUAUUGAAUUUACAAUGUUGCAUUGGCGUUGGUGCAACACCCGAUGUCGAUUGGGAAAUUGAAAUGACACCAGUUGACUUUGCCAGUAAGGUUAUUGUCAAUUUGACAAAGCAAAUGGUAUUGGGUUUAGGGAAAGUUCUUCAUUUGAUACAAACAUAUCCUCUUAAGUCGAGAUGGUUAUUUGAUUGGCUUAUAUCCCACGGCUACAAUAUUCGAUACGUCUCCUUUGAAAGAUGGGAAAGCUUGCUCAAUGAGAACUCAUCUCUUGAGUUCUGUAACAGCUUAUUGAGGCUUAUCAAUGGAGCAGUUAAAAAGAACGAAUUUUUUACGUGCAAGAAUAUAUUUAAUCGCGUGUCAACGGAGAAAAUUCUAGGGGAGCUUGAUUUAGCUUAUCCACAAUUAGAUCACGCUCUUAUACAAACAUAUUUUUCGAAAAUGGCUAGUAGAGGUGUUAUAUUACCUGUUAGGAAAAAUACCAUAGUGGAGAGAAUUUUAGAUAAACGGGUUGCUGUAGUAACUGGGGCAUCCAGUGGUAUUGGAGAAGCAAUUGCUAGGAAACUAGCUGAGAACGGAAUGCGAGUUGCCUUACUUGCUAGAAGAGUGGACAAGCUAAAAAUAAUAGCAGGUGAAAUUUCAAAGAAUGGAGGGUCAGCUAUCGCUAUUGAAUGCGACGUUUGUGAUAGAACUAGUGUAAAAGAAGCAGUUAAUCAUGUUAGAACUAGCCUAGGGGAAGUAGAUGUUCUAGUCAACAAUGCUGGCGUCAUGUUCUACGGAGAGAUGAAGAAUCCUCGAGUAGAAGAGUGGAACAAGCAAGUAGAUAUUAAUUGUAAGGGAGUAUUAAACUGUUUGGAGCCCAUUCUUCCUCUAAUGAUAAAAGCAAAGAAGGGUCAUAUUAUAAAUAUCACGUCUAAUGCUGGAAGAAGGGGAUUUCCUGGCUUAGCGGUUUAUAGUGGGACUAAAUUCUUUGUCGAGGGACUAUCUCAAGCCCUUCGGCAAGAAGUAUCUCCCGAGGGUAUUAAAGUGACUACUAUUCAACCUGGGGAUGUUAAAACCGAAUUACUAGGGCACAGUACCGACAUCCAGGCACGUGACAAAUUUGAUGUGCAAGAUAAAGGUGAGAUUGUACUUGUGCCUGAGGAUAUAGCUAACGCUGUUUUUUACGCUGCUUCCCAACCGAAACAAGCCGAAGUCAACGAAAUAUUGAUUGAACCAAGAAUACUUGAGUGCUAG